CCAAAAGCUUCCCCGCUCAUCAAAGAACGGAUUCACCUUUCUUUUGAUAUUCCACUGCAUCCUUUUUUUUUCUCCCUCGUAUUUGUUGAGGUAGUCAUUAUAUUUUUAUUAUUUGAAUCAACGGGAUAAAGUACCCCAGUCAAUGAACCUUCAUGGCGACCAACGCAACCGAUACUGUUAAUCUUGUCAUGGAGACAGCGGCAGUGGAAGAAUCGCAGCGAUCGAGUCUUGCUACGGUCGCUGGCUUUAUACCCUCUGUGCUGCUCAAGGUGGUCGGAUUCGCGACCAUUUCCAUUCCCGUCUUCUUUUACCGAGUGUUGACUUGGUCAUUCACGCUUCACCUCAACUUUUCUUCGUUGCUCAUCAUAAUGGCCUUUGUGGUCACGGCCGCUUACUUGGUAGUGCGGUACCGGUUUCUCACAAAGUACUCUCGGCUGACGCCAGUGGAGCCGCCCAAGGUGGCUUCCUCGUUUGAUUUGCAUCCGGAUUCCGGCGAAGACUCGAGCUAUUCAAAGCCAGGAUUUAAGAAUUAUCCCGAUGAAUUCCUGUCGGCUUUCCUGUCGUCGAUCAAAAUCUUUGGUUACCUCGAACAACCCGUGUUUCAUGAGCUCGCACGUCACUUGCAAACGAAAAAGCUCCUUGCCGGGGAUACCUUGUUCCGCAGUCCCGAUCAGGAACGGUCGUUUUACAUUGUGGUCGAUGGUCACGUUCAAAUGUUUGUCAAACCAGACAAUAUGGAUGACGACGAAGAUGAAGACUACGGUUUCGACGAUGCCCCCUGGGAGGACCCAAAUGCUGAAGACCAGCAAGAUCGCGACAAAUUUCGCAAUUACACUCUCAUCAACGAAGUCGGCGCAGGAGGCACCUUAUCCAGCCUGUUCACGAUCUUGUCCAUCUUUCGCGAAAGCUUUAUCAAGACUGAAGAGAAACAAAAGCUGCGGCAAAAAGUCAUGCAGUCCCACUUGGCUGCUUCCAACAAACCCAUACCACCCUUGGCGGAUCCCUACACUGGCACCGGUCAGCCCGCUGCUGUCGAUAUGAGUCGAGAAGCUUCCACCGAAGAAUGUCGUCACGUAUUUCCCAACCUGGAAUCCACCCUCAACAGCGAAACGUCAUCCGUUUCCGCUUCGGAUGUCUACCGUCACCGACUUUCCUCCGCAGGCAGUGCCAGUGGGGCGAGCCGACGAACGAGCCGGUUUGGCACUUCGCCUGUCACUGGACAGGACGACCCUCUCGCUUCCGUUGGACGCACAGAGAACCUCCCAGAACUUCUCCACGUCGACAAAGACGACUACUUUGUGGAUCGCAAUCGGUUAGGCCAAGCGUCCGAUUCGGUGCGAUUCCCUCAACGACCGCAUCUCAUCCGCCAACCUUCGCAACGGUCGUACCGAUCCAUGCAUCCCAAUAUCAUUGCUCGCGCUACCGUGGACACCACAUUGGCCGUGAUUCCUGAAGAAGCCUUUGUUAAAUUGACCAUGAAAUUCCCCAAAGCCGCCGCUCACAUUGUGCAGGUCAUUGUGACUCGUUUCCAACGUGUCACGCUCAUGACCAGUCACCGGUAUCUCGGUUUAAGCAAGGAACUGUUGCGGCUGGAAAGACUCAUUAAUGAAUCGGCCAGUCUUCGAGAUUUGCCCCCGGAUUUCCUUACGCCCGGGUGCCUAGAACGUCUACGAAACAAGUUUGUCACCGAUGAUGAAACCAAACGCGACAGUGAAGAUACCUCGGCUGUGCCCAUCGAACUCAGUCGCAGUGAAAGCACGGGCAUUAUCAAGGCCAUUGGCAUCAUUGAUCAUCCCGGCACUUCAUCGUACCGUGCCAGUCCUGGCGUGACCGCUCAAAGUCCACUCUCAGACACCUCGUCCAUGCUCAACAGUUCGCCCCAAUCGCGAAUUCAACGUCACAACAAGACCCCCGAAAACCGAAACGAAUACAGCAUUGAGGAUGAUGAGUAUCUGCGGUCGUCAGUGGUUCGUCACAUGGCCGAUAUCUUGGGUAUUAGCAUGGAAUCACCGUCUUCGCAGGCUCCUUCGUCACCUUACGCCAUGUCCCCUCGUCAGUCGCGUCGUAUGUCCCCUGAGGAAUCGGCCAAAGCGCGUUAUCCGCACUACCCCAUGGAUCUCUUCACCCAUGCUGGGACAGUGGAUUCUAGUGUCUCGCCUACCUUGGCGCCAUCCACUGAUUUGCUCUUUGAUGAUGUGGAUGUGCAAUCGACCACAUCGUCCGUCCUCUCCGGUAGCGAGGCCGCCGGCAUCGAUCGACAAAGAUCGGAUUCAUUGACCGCCGACGAUAUCCAGAUUCUGUAUUUCCCCAAGGACGCAGUCUUGGUGCAUGAAGGUGAACAUAAUUCAGGCAUUUUCUUUGUGAUCGAUGGUCUCUUGAAUAUUUCCAUGACCGCCGCAGAAGGUGAAAGGGUACUCAGUGAUCGUGAACGACCAAGAAACUCGAUGCAGGAUGGUCAAGUCGAUGAUUACAUCACCAGUUCGAAACUUCGAUCCAAAUCGUCGUUCGCCAAACGAUCGGAAAAACAUCAUUCCAAGCAUCCUUCUCACUUUACCUUGUCGCCUUCGUCAUCGAUUUCCUCGGUCCAUUCCGAAAACACCGGGGGCGGUGGCGCUCAAAGCCGCAGCGCUGUCACUCCCUUUACGCCAACCAUGACCGACAAACAUAAUCAGACGGUGGCCUCGGAAGCCCCCGCCGGACGACGUCGUGUAGAGGAUCAAGAAACCAUUCACCAACAAAAGAUUGAUAAACCCAGUUACACCGUCAAAUCCGGCGGUUUGGUCGGUUAUCUCGAUGCGUUGACGGGCUACCCCAGUUUUGUGGAAAUCAGUGCCAAGACGGACACCUAUGUUGGCUACCUGUCAAAGAAGACCUUAGAUCGCAUCAGUGACCGAUAUCCCGCCGUUAUGUUGAAGCUCGCCAAACAGUUGGUAGGCUUCUUGAGUCCUCUCAUUCUUCACAUCGAUCUUUCAUUGGAAUGGAUGCAAGUCAACGCAGGUCAGAUUAUUAGUCGCGAAGGCGAGCCCAGCGAUUCGAUUUACAUGGUUCUUCAUGGCCGUCUAAGAACCAUCAAGGAAAAAAGCGAAGGCGACAUUGACAUCCUCGGUGAAUUCGGUCAUGGUGACAGUGUAGGCGAACUUGAAGUACUGACUGGUACACCAACGCCUUCUACACUGCAUGCUAUCCGAGAUUCGGAACUAGCGCGUAUGCCAAAGACCUUGUUCAAUGCGUUGGCUCUCCGUCAUCCCGAGAUUACGUUGCAGAUCUCGCGCAUGGUGGCUUACCGAUCACUGCAACUAAUGAUGAACAAGAACGCCCAGGGUGAAAUCCAAGGUCCCCGAGUGUUCAGUCUGGCCUCGUCGACGGGACCCUCCGAGAUUGCCAAUAUCUCGUCGGCCAUUGCCAACAAAGGUCACAGUUAUCCAGAGUUAUACGGUCGUAAUAAUGUCAACCUCAAAACCAUUGGUAUUCUUCCUGUCAAUUCAUCGGUCCCGUUGACCGAAUUUGCCGAAAGUCUGAAAACGGCGUUGCUGCAUUCCGUCGGCGCUUCGUGUGUGUUGCUUAACAGUACCACUGUUACUACGGUGAUGGGCAAACACGCGUUUUCGCGGAUGGGAAAACUGAAAAUGGCGUCGUGGUUGGCGGAACAAGAGGAAAAAGUUCGCAUCGUGUUGUAUCUUGCCGACAGUGGUGUUACAUCCCAGUGGACACGUACCUGCAUACGCCAAGCCGAUUGUAUUUUACUCGUCGGGCUAGGCGACGGUGAUCCCUCUGUCGGUGAAUAUGAACGGUUCCUGAUCAAUAUGAAAACUACGGCAAGAAAAGAACUCGUUCUUCUUCACCGCGAACGUUCCUGUGGUCUCGGUACCACACAAAAUUGGCUCAAGAACCGUUUAUGGAUCCAAGCCCACCACCACAUCUAUAUGCCCAUGAAACAGCAUGCCACCCUGAGCACCGAGCGAAUCCGGCCACCGUGGCUUGCACAACAGGGCCGAAAGAUGACGGCGGGUUCAAUUAAUAUGCUGAACAACGUCAAGGAUCAACUAGAAAAGUAUUACUCGGCGGUUCCCACAUUCGGUCGAUUACUUGUGGUGAGAAAGAAAGGCGACUCUCAGCUCCGCGGGGUGAAUACAGCCUCCAGAAAUGAUUUUGCCAGAUUGGCACGUCGAUUAUGUGGUAAAUCGGUGGCUUUAGUGCUUGGUGGCGGAGGUGCUCGUGGUAUCAGCCACAUUGGUGUGAUCCAAGCGAUGGAAGAAGCCGGCAUCCCGAUCGACAUUAUUGGUGGCACCAGUAUUGGCAGUUUCGUGGGUGCACUGUAUGCGAAAAACAUGGAUCUUGUUGCCACCAUUGCUCGAAGCAAGCUGUUUGCUGGACGCGUUUCCAGUAUCUGGCGCCAGUUGAUGGAUCUAACUUAUCCAGUCACCGCUUGGUUUACAGGCCAUGAAUUCAACCGUGGUAUUUGGAAGUGUUUGGGAGACAGUUUGAUUGAAGAUUUCUGGCUCCCGUAUUUUGCUGUGACGACGAACAUUACGUUUUCGCGGAUGGAAGUGCAUACAACAGGGUAUGCUUGGCGUUACGUUCGAGCAUCCAUGUCGUUGUCUGGUUACAUGCCGCCUAUUUGUGAGAACGGCAAUAUGCUGGUAGAUGGCGGUUACAUGGACAAUUUACCGGUUUCGGUGGCUAAAAACAUGGGCGCCGAUAUCAUUAUUGCCGUGGAUGUGGCCUCGGAUGACGAUACCAGUCCGGUUUAUUACGGUGAUUCCAUCAGUGGCUGGUGGGCUUUGUUACAUUCUUUCAAUCCGUUUAGAACCUACAAUAUUCCCAGCAUUGCCGAUAUCCAAAGCCGCCUGGCUUACGUCAGCAGUGUCGCGAAACUGGAAGAAGCGAAAAUGACCAAUGGCACGUUAUACCUGAAACUGCCUGUGCAGCAGUGGGGCACGCUGGAAUUUAACAAAUUCAAUGAUAUCAUGAAACUCGGUUACGAUGUCGGUCGCGAAGUGGUGGGACGAUGGCGCAAGGGAGGCUAUGUCUCGGGCCGUCUCAUGGAAUUGGAAGGCGAUGGCAAACUGCGAGGCAAAGAAGUGAAAGGCAAACGCGGAAGACGAAACAGUAUCUAGUAUGCUUGUCAAAAAGAUGUCC
Messenger RNA from Radiomyces spectabilis, 5139 nucleotides. RefSeq lists its product as uncharacterized. Lineage: Eukaryota; Fungi; Mucoromycota; Mucoromycetes; Mucorales; Radiomycetaceae. Gene Ontology annotation, molecular function: phosphatidylcholine lysophospholipase A1 activity. Gene Ontology annotation, biological process: phosphatidylcholine metabolic process. The record is from RefSeq and is a predicted model, not a curated record. Gene Ontology annotation, cellular component: endoplasmic reticulum. The transcript is spliced from 6 exons. The coding region runs from base 153 to 5117 and encodes 1654 amino acids.